AGCAGCACAUCCACCUCUGACAAUCUCGCCCAACCUCUCCAUCCCUCCCCUCCCUCCAACACCUCUUCAGCACCUCUACCUCCUCCGUCCUGGCCCCCGAUGUCCCGAUUCGUGCGCCCGUCCAAAUACCGCCACGUCUUCGGCAACCGCUCCAAGGUCAACUACGAGAACGCCAAGAUCAGCGGCAGCGCAUGGGACACUGAUCUCGUCACUGCCAGCGGCAAAUACAUCGCCGUCAACUGGCAGGUCUCGGGUGGUGGUGCCUUUGCUGUCCUCCCAUCCUUCUCGCCCUUCACGCCCCCUCCGCAGGACGGCUUCCCGACCAAGCUCCCGGACAUCCUUCCCCUUGCGCGUGGGCACACUGCGCCGGUCCUCGACACCGCCUGGUCGCCAUUCGACGACAACUUUGUCGUUUCCGGCGGAGAGGAUGGCAAGAUCUUCCUGUGGAACAUCGAGGACUCGAUCUUCGAGGGCUGGGGAGACGACGGCUGGGCGCCGUCCGACAUUGCGCCGGUCGGCAAGCUGAACGCUGGCGGCCGCAAGGUCGGCCAGGUCAUCUUCCACCCCGCCGCGGAGAGCCUCCUCACGUCGGCGUCGGGCGACCACCUCGUCCGCGUCUGGGACAUUAAGAGCAACCAGGACGCGCCCAUCAUCCAGCUCACCGGCCACGGCGACUCGAUCCAGAGCAUCGCGUGGAACGCCGUCGGCACCACCCUCGCCACGACCUGCCGUGACCGCAAGCUCCGCCUCUUCGACCCCCGUGCCGGCACCGAGGCUGUCCGUGUCACCGACGGCCACGGCGGUAUCAAGGGCUCGCGUGUGGUUUGGCUCGGUGACCGUGACCGCAUCGCCACGACUGGAUUCAGCAGAAUGUCGGACCGCCAGCUCAGCCUCUGGGACACGACUGGUCUCACCAACCUCGAGACCAUUAGCCUCGACUCGAGCGCCGGCAUCAUCAUUCCAUUCUUCGCCGAGGGCAACGAUGUGCUCUUCCUUUCAGGCAAGGGAGACGGCAACAUCCGCUACUACGAGUUUGAGGGCGACCAGUUCCACUUCCUCAACGAGUACAAGACUUCCGAGCCUCAGCGUGGCAUCGGAUUCAUCCCCCGUCGCUCCCUCGAGGUCAACCAGAACGAGAUUGCUCGCGCGUACAAGCUCGCCAACAACGGUGUCGAGCCCCUCAGCUUCAUUGUUCCCCGCAAGGCCGAGGCAUUCCAGGCUGACAUCUUCCCUCCUGCCAACUCGAUCGAGCCCGCUCUUACUGCCGCCGAGUGGCUGUCAGGCAAGACUGCUCGCCCCAAGGUCGUCGACCUCGAGACGCAGGCCACGUCGGUGAACAACACGCCCAUCCGUGCUGCCGCUUCCAAGGCUGCCACGCCUGCCGCUGCUCCCUCUCCCUCGCCUUCCCCUGCCCCGAAGGAGGAGCCCAAGGCCGCUCCCAAGGCCGAGCCCGAGACGCCCAAGGAGCCCACGCCUGCGCCUACUCCUCCCAAGGCGGCUACUCCCCCUCCUGCUGCCGUGUCUCGUGCAUCGGAGCCCCCCAAGGAGGAGGCCAAGAGCCUCGAGAUUGCGCAGCCCGACGACAGCGAGGACGACGAGCCCAAGGUGGCUGCUGCGGCUACGGUUGCGGCUGUUGCUGGCGCUGGCGCCGGCGCCGUCGCUGCCUCCUCCGUUGCCAAGUGCAAGUAA
Vanrija pseudolonga is the source of this 1689-nucleotide messenger RNA. It is a transcript of the gene crn1, whose product is annotated as Coronin-like protein crn1. NCBI's taxonomy places the organism in Eukaryota, Fungi, Basidiomycota, Tremellomycetes, Trichosporonales, Trichosporonaceae. The record is from RefSeq and is a predicted model, not a curated record. Gene Ontology annotation, molecular function: actin filament binding. Gene Ontology annotation, biological process: actin filament organization. The transcript is spliced from 12 exons. Bases 100 to 1689 code for a protein of 529 amino acids.